Molecule: messenger RNA, 891 nt
Organism: Suncus etruscus (white-toothed pygmy shrew)
Lineage: Eukaryota; Metazoa; Chordata; Mammalia; Eulipotyphla; Soricidae
Gene: C3H14orf132
Product: chromosome 3 C14orf132 homolog
Exons: 4
Coding region: 1-585 (194 amino acids)
Source: RefSeq, a predicted model, not a curated record
AUGAAUCUCAGCUUUGACACCAAGAACAGAAAAAUAGACGACCAGCCACUAGGCCUGAGGGCAGAAGCUGGACCAAGCCAAGGGAGGACGCGGGGCCCGCCCCUGGGGGUGGGACUGACAGUGGUCACGUGGAGGGGAGCCCCCCUUUCCCCGCCUCCACCCCGCCCCCGUCCUCCGGGCUCUUCGCCCGGCCACUGUCUGGAGCCAAGGGCGCUGCGGGGGUCUCGGGGCGCCGGUUUGCUGCUGCUCCGUCUGCUCCCCGCCUGCCUGCAGACGGCGGGAGUGCAACAGCGACAGCAAAGCCGGCUAGAGCACAGGAGACAAGGCAGCGCCAUGGAUCUGUCCUUUAUGGCCGCGCAGCUGCCCAUGAUGGGAGGCGCCUUCAUGGACUCAUCCAACGAGGACUUCAGCACUGAGUACUCCCUCUUCACCUCCUCCAACAACGUGCACGCUGCCACCCCAGGCUCGGGUUCCAACGACGAACCCAGCCGUUCCUCCCAUGAUGCAGUCCUGCUGUGGAUCGCCGUGAUCGCCACUCUGGGCAACAUCGUGGUGGUGGGGGUGGUGUACGCCUUCACCUUCUGAGCUCGAGCACUGGAGCCAGGAGCCCCCAUGGCGUGCCCCGGAGUCCUCUCCCACAGAUGCAUCACUCCCCACCUGUGGCCAUGGGGUUGGAGGCAGCGACUUCUGGCCUCCCAGCCCCAUCCUCAGGAGACCGGAUGGGACAGAACCUCAAACAUCGGCUUGGUGACUUUUAAAAGCUGUGUUUCCAGGGGGUGAUGCCAGGGAGUGCUGCCUCCUUGAGUGACUAUUCACCCCUGGGACUUGUGGGGACCUGAACCUAGCUCUGUUUGUAUGUGAGGUGUAGGGGGGUGGUGGGAAGAAUUAAGA